Pleuronectes platessa (European plaice) is the source of this 13775-nucleotide messenger RNA. RefSeq names its product WD repeat and FYVE domain containing 3 (gene wdfy3). Lineage: Eukaryota; Metazoa; Chordata; Actinopteri; Pleuronectiformes; Pleuronectidae. The coding region runs from base 26 to 10648 and encodes 3540 amino acids. Gene Ontology annotation, molecular function: metal ion binding; protein binding. The transcript has 63 exons. The record is from RefSeq and is a predicted model, not a curated record.
CUUUGCCCUGACAAAGCCGCUCAAGAUGAACAUGGUGAAGAGGAUCAUGGGUCGGCCGAGGCAGGAGGAGUGCAGCCCCCAGGACAAUGCACUGGGCCUGAUGCACCUGCGGCGCCUGUUCUCCGAACUGUGCCACCCUCCUCGCCACAUGACCCAGAAGGAGCAGGAGGAGAAGCUCUACAUGAUGCUUCCUGUUUUUAACAGGGUCUUUGGAAAUGCUCCACCCAGCAGCAUGACGGAGAAGUUCUCCGACCUGCUGCAGUUCACCACCCAGGUCUCACGUCUCAUGGUGACCGAGAUCAGACGAAGAGCCUCCAACAAAUCAACAGAGGCCGCCAGUCGAGCCAUAGUCCAGUUCCUGGAGGUGAACCAGAGUGAGGAGGCGAGUCGCGGCUGGAUGCUUCUGACCACUAUCAACCUGUUGGCUUCCUCCGGACAGAAAACCGUGGACUGCAUGACGACCAUGUCAGUCCCCUCCACGCUGGUCAAAUGCCUCUACCUGUUCUUUGACCUGCCCCACAUGCCCGAGGCCACGGUGGGCCCGCCCCCGCAGCCUCCGCCUCCACCGCCGCCGCCACCUUCCACCCAGGAGAAGACCCCAGUGCAGGGCCCCCCCCAGCCGGAGCUGCCCCUCGCUGAUCGCAGGGUGCUGCUUCAGAAAGUCUUCGUUCAGAUCCUGGUGAAGCUCUGCACCUUCGUGUCUCCGGCAGAGGAGCUGGCCCAGAAGGACGACCUCCAGCUCCUCUUCAGUGCCAUCACCUCCUGGUGCCCCCCCCACAACCUGCCCUGGCGGAGGAGCGCUGGGGAGGUGCUCACCACCAUCUCCAGACACGGCCUCAGCGUCAACGUGGUCAAGUACAUACACGAGAAGGAAUGCCUCGCCACGUGUGUUCAGAACAUGCAGCAGUCCGAUGACCUCUCCCCGCUGGAGAUCGUGGAGAUGUUCGCCGGCCUCUCCUGCUUCCUCAAAGACUCCAGCGACGUGUCGCAGACGCUGCUGGACGAUUUCCGAAUGUGCCAGGGUUACUCCUUCCUCUCGGACCUCACGCUCAGACUGGAGCAGGCCAAGGAAGACGAGUCGAAAGACGCACUGAAGGACCUGGUGAACCUGGUCACCUGUCUGACCACGUACGGGGUGACGGAGCUGAAACCUGCUGGUCUGACGACCGGAGCUCCCUUCCUGCUGCCUGGCUUCGUGCUCCCAGUGUCCACUGGGAAAGGCCACACAGUGCGUAACAUCCAGGCCUUCGCGGUGCUGCAGAACGCCUUCCUGCGAACCAAGACCAGCCGCCUGGCCGGCAUGCUGCUGGACGCCAUCGGGAACAUCUACUCAGCGGAGCCGGCAAACUACUUCAUCCUGGAGUCGCAGCACACCCUGUCGCAGUUCGCCGAGCGCGUGGCCAAGCUCCCCGACGCCCAGGCCAAGUACUUUGAGCUGCUGGAGUUUGUGGUGUUCAGCCUGAACUAUGUGCCGUGCAAGGAGCUGUUCAGCGUGAGCGUGCUGCUGAAGUCCAGCACGUCGCACGCCUGCAGCAUCGUGGCCGUGCGCACGCUGCUGAAGCUGGCCCGGCACGACCCGGUGUUCAGCGACGUGCUGCGGGAGGUCGGCCUGCUGGAGGUGCUGGUCAACCUGCUGCACAAGUACGCUGCCUUGCUCAAAGACCCGGCCACGCAGCAGCAACCACACAAUAACGACCAAGCCGACUGUAAAAACAACACGGUGGCGGAGGAGCAGAAGCAGCUGGCCUGGCUGGUGAUGGAGACGCUGGGUGUUCUGCUGCAGGGCUCCAACACCACCAGCACCAAUGCAGCCCUGUUCAGGGAGUUCGGUGGAGCCCGCUGCGUCCACAACAUCGUGAAGUACCGUCAGUGCCGGGAACACGCCCUGCUCAUCAUCCAGCAGCUGGUGCUGUCGCCCAGCGGGGACGACGACAUGGGGACGCUGCUGGGCCUCAUGCACUCUGCCCCGUCCAGUGAGCUGCAGCUGAAGACCGACAUCCUGAGGGCCUUGCUGGCGGUGCUGCGUGAGAGCCACCGCACCCGGACCGUGUUCCGCAAGGUGGGCGGCUUCGUGUACGUCACCUCGCUGCUGGUGGCCAUGGAGCGCUGCCUGUGCCAGCAGCCGCGACACGGCUGGGAGCGGGUCAACCAGAACCAGGUGUUCGAGCUCCUGCACACGGUCUUCUGCACGCUCACCGCCGCCAUGCGCUACGAGCCCGCCAACUCCCACUUCUUCCGCACAGAGAUCCAGUUUGAGAAGCUGGCCGACGCCGUGAGGCUGCUCGGCUGCUUCUCCGACACGAAGAAGCUCGGUGCCACGACCGUGUUCCCCUCGAACGCUCAGCCCUUCCAGAGGCUGCUGGAGGACGAGGCUGCCCCCGGAGGCUGCGCGGGGGACAGCGUCUGUCCCACGCUCAAGCACUGCAGCAAGCUCUUCAUCUACCUGUACAAGAUGGCCACCGACUCCUUCGACAGACAAGGUUACUACGGCACGUCGGGCCCCCCCGCCCCGGUCAAAGCCCUCACAGACCUGAAACUCCACCUCACUAACCCCUCCCACCCCGCCUCCUCCUCGUCUGACAUGGUGGUCAUCCACCCGGGGGCGGUUCUGGCCAUCCUGGACCUGCUGCCCUCCGUCUCCUCCGACAGCCAACCAGAGCAUGCUCUGGACCUGCAGCUGGCAGUGGCCAACAUCCUCCAGCUCCUGGUGAACAGUGAGAGGAACCAGCAGGUGCUGUGUGAAGCCUGCCUCCACCAGCGGCUGCUGCAGCGCUGCAGCCAGGCCCUGGGCGACGAGGACCACCCGCUGCACCCCCCGCUGCAGAGGAUGUUCGAGAGGCUGGCCUCGCAGGCCCUGCAGCCCAUGGCUCUCAGGGAGUUCUUACGUCUUGGAAACCCUCUGAACUGCGGCGCCUGGGACAAGAAGCUGCUGAAGCAGUACCGGGUGCACAAGCCGAGCUCGCUCAGCUACGACACGGAGAUGAGAAACAGUAUGACCAUGUCCAUGGAGGGCUUCGGCCCCGACAGCGUCUUCGCCACCCUGGCAGAGGAUAACGGACAGUACCGCAUCAGCCGCAGUCUGGUGCGCUCGGCCGAGGGCAGCACCGUGCCGCUCACCAGGGUCAAGUGCCUGGUGUCCAUGACCACACCCCAUGACAUCCGGCUUCACGGAUCGGCCGUCACGCCGGCGUUUGUGGAGUUCGAUGCUUCGCUGGAGGGCUUUGGGUGCCUGUUUCUGCCCAGUCUGGCGCCGCACAACGGUCCCACCAACAACACCAACGCCUCCUCCGGGGUCAGCGAUGGAGCGGUGCUGAGCGGGAUGGGCGCAGGGGAGCGCUUGUUUCCUCCGCCGUCGGGCCUGAGCUACUCCACCUGGUUCUGCGUGGAGCGCUUCAGUGCGGCGCCUCACGCCCACCCGGUGCGGCUGCUGACCGUGGUGCGCCGGGCCACCUCCUCGGAGCAGCACUACGUCUGUCUGGCCGUGGUGCUGUCGGCCAAAGACCGGUCCCUCACCGUCUCCACCAAGGAGGAGCUGCUGCAGACCUACUCAGCGGAUGAGUCCAGUGAGGAAGCCGCCUUCUAUGAGAUCCUGCCCUGCUGCGCUCGCUUCCGCUGCGGCGAGCUGAUCGCUGAGGGCCAGUGGCACCACCUGGUGCUGGUCAUGAGCAAAGGCAUGCUGAAGAACAGCAUGGCCACGCUGUACCUGGACGGACAGCUCAUCAACACUGUCAAGCUUCACUACAUCCACAGUGCACCGGGCGGCUCCGGCUCCACCAACCCCCCCGUGCUGAGCACCGUGUACGGCUACGUGGGGACGCCGCCGGCCCAGCGCCAGCUCUCCAACCUGGUGUGGCGUCUGGGGCCCAGCCACUUCCUGGAGGAGGUCCUGCCGGCCGCCAGCGUCGCUGCCGUCUUCGAACUGGGACCCAACUACGUGGGCAGCUUCCAGGCGGUCUACCUGCCCUGUAAAGACUCGAAGACAGAGGUGGCGCCUGCCGCCCCGGUGGCGUUGGUCCCGGAGGAGAAGGUGUCCUUCAGUCUCUACGCUCUCUCGGUGUCCACGCUCACUGUGGCCAAGAUCAGGAAGGUCUACAACAAACUGGACAGCAAGGCCAUCGCCAAACAGCUCACCGUGUCCUCUCAUGAAAACGCCACGCCGGUCAAGCUGAUACACAACGCCGCCGGCCACCUCAACGGGCCGGCCCGGACCAUCGGAGCCGCUGUCAUUGGAUAUUUAGGCGUCCGUGCCUUCGUACCCAAGCCCGUGGCCACCAACCUACAGUACGUGGGUGGGGCGGCAGCCAUCUUGGGCCUGGUGGCCAUGGCCUCAGAUGUGGAGGGGCUGUACGCCGCGGUCAAAGCUCUGGUGUGUGUGGUGAAGAGCAACCCGCUGGCCAGUAAGGAGAUGGAGCGCAUCCAAGGCUACCAGCUGCUCGCCAUGUUGCUGAAGAAGAAGCGCUCGCUACUCAACAGCCACAUCCUCCACCUCACCUUCUCCCUGGUGGGAACAGUCGACAGCGGCCACGAAACCUCCAUCAUUCCCAACUCCACGGCCUUCCAGGACCUGCUCUGUGACUUCGAGGUCUGGCUCCACGCUCCCUACGAGCUGCAUCUGUCUCUGUUUGAGCAUUUCAUAGAACUGCUGACGGAAUCCAGCGAGGCGGCGAAAAACGCCAAACUGCUGCGGGAGUUCCAGCUGAUCCCGAGGCUGCUGUUGACCCUGAGGGACACGUCCCUGUCUCAGCCCACCGUCGCUGCCAUCAGCAACGUGCUCAGUCUCCUGCUGCAGGGCUUCCCCAACCCGUACGACCUGCUGCGGUUCGGCCAGUUCAUCUCCUCGACUCUUCCCACGUUCGCAGUGUGUGAGAAGUUUGUCAUCAUGGAAAUCAACAACGAGGAGAAGAUUGACGGAGGUAGCGAUGAGGAUUUCGGCGGCCUGCUGUCAGCUAACCUCAUUCUGCUGAGAAACCGCCUGUUGGACAAUCUGCGCCGACUGCUCUUCACCACCAAGGAGAAAUGCACCGUCAACGCCCAAGCGUGUGACGAGCUGGUGCGGACGAUGGGCUUCGACUGGCUCCUGAUGUUCAUGGAGGAACACCUCCACUCCAGCACGGUGACAGCAGCUCUGUGGAUCCUGGUGGUGCUGCUCUCCAACCAGUCCACCCUCAACCGCUUCAAGGAGGGCCUGUGUGGAGGCGGCUGGCUCGACCACACCGACUCCGUCCUGACCAAUAAGAUCGGCACAGUGAUGGGUUUCAACGUGGGUCGCAGCGCCGGCGGACGCUCCACCUUGCGAGAGAUCAACCGUGACGCCUGCCACUUCCCAGGAUUCCCUGUGAUGCAGACGCUGCUGCCCAAACACACCAACGUGCCCGAGCUCUACUUCCUGCUCAUGGCUCUGUUCCUCCAGCAGCCCAUCACCGAGCUGCCGGACAGCCUGCAGGUACAUUUCGACCUGGACUCCAUCUGGACGUUCAUCUUCGGCAUCCCAGCCUCCAGUGCGACGGUGGUGGGCUCCAUCCACAGCGUGUGCACCGAGGCUGCCUUCCUGCUGCUGGCCAUGCUCCGCAGCAUGCUCAACCUGCCGUGGCAGUCGGAGGAGGAAGGCUCCUGGCUCAGGGAGUACCCCAUCACCCUCAUGCAGUUCUUCAGGUACCUUUACCACAACGUGCCCGACCUGGCACCGAUGUGGCACAGUGCCGAGUUCCUCUGCGCCCUGGCAGCCUCCGUCUUCCCCUUCAACAUCCGGCCUUACUCUGAGAUGGUCACUGAUUUGGACGAUGAAGCCGGUUCUCCCAUCGAAGAGUUCAAGGCGUUCGCCGGCGACUCUGGAAUGAACCGCAGCCAGUCUGAAUACUGCAACGUGGGCUCCAAGACGUCCCUGACCAACCACCCGGCCAAGAAGUACGUCUUCGACUUCAUGAGGGUCCUGAUCAUGGACAACCUGUGCAUGACGCCGGCCAGCAAGCAGACGCCCAUCAUCGACCUUCUGCUGGAGGCGUCUCCGGAGCGCUCCACCAGAACUCAGCAGAAGGAGUUCCAGUCAAACAUCUUGGACGGUGUCAUGGAGCAUCUGCUGGCCGCUGACGUCCUGUUAGGAGAAGACGCCUCUCUGCCGCUCAGCAGCAGCGGAAGUUACCAGAUCCUGGUCAACAACGUCUUCUACUUCACUCAGCGGGUGGUGGACAAGCUGUGGCAGGGCAUGUUCAACAAGGACUCCAAGCUGGUGGUGGACUUCAUCGUGCAGCUCAUCGGACAGUCGAAGAGGCGCUCUCAGGGCCUGUCCCUCGACACCAUCUACCACUGCCUGAACCGGACGGUGCUCUACCAGCUCUGUCGACCCCACAAGACGGUGGCUCAGCAGGUGGCCCUGCUGGACGCCCUGCGGGUCCUGACCGUCAACCGCAACCUGGUGCUCGGCCCGGGCAACCACGACCAGGACUUUGUGGCGUGUCUGGCUCACUGCUUCAUCUGCCUGCACAGCGGGAGCAGCGUGGAGGGCUUCGGUCUGGAGGCCGAGGCCAGGAUGACGACCUGGCACGUCAUGAUCCCCACGGAGAACGAUGCUGACGCCACGCACAGCCAGGACGUCAGCGAGGGGCGCCAGCUGCUGCUGAAGGCUGUGAACCGCGUGUGGACGGAGCUGAUGCACAGCAAGCGUCAGAUGCUGGAGGACAUCUUCAAAGUGUCUCUGCCCUGUAACGACAGAGGACACGUGGACAUCGUCACGGCCCGCCCCGCCCUGGAGGAGCCGGCCCUGAAGAGCUGGCAGAACCACCUGGUCCAUGAGAAGAAGUGCAUCAGCCGCGGUGAAGCGGUGGCGCCGGCGACUCAAUCCAAACUGUCCAGAGUCAGCAGCGGCUUCGGCCUGUCCAAGCUGACGGGCGUCCGCCGCCACAAGAAGGAGAACAGCCUGAACAAGAACAGCCUCUCGGCUCAGGAGACCUUCCAGUGGAUGUUCACACACAUCGCUGUGGUUCGAGACCUGGUGGCCAUGCAGUACAAAGAAUAUCAAGAGCGGCAGCAGAACACCCUCAAGUACGUGACGGAGGAGUGGGCGUCCAUCGAGUACGAGCUGCUGCGUGAGCGCGGCCUCUGGGGCCCCCCCAUCGGCUCCCACCUGGACAAGUUUGUGCUGGAGAUGACGGAGGGGCCCUGCAGGAUGAGGAAGAAGAUGGUCCGCAACGACAUGUUCUACAUCCACUACCCGUACAUCCCCGAGAUGGAGCCCAACAGCAACUCAGCGCAGAAGCCUCAGCGUUACCGGCGAGCCAUCAGCUACGACAGCAAAGAUUACUACGUGCGCCUGCUGUCUGGAAACCCCGGCAUGUACCAGCACUCGGUGGAGCACAGCACCGAGGGGGAGACCACGCAGCACGAGCCCGAGCACGGAGAGGACACCAUCGCCAGGGUCAAAGGUCUGGUGAAGGCGCCGCUGAAGAGGUCCCGGUCCACGGCGGAUGGAGCAGACGAGGAAAGUCAGGAGCAGCUUCAGGAGCAGCUGUUAGAGUCGGGAGGCCCAGAGGAGGAGCAGAAGACCGACAACACGUCACUGCUGCGCCUCCUGGAGGAAGGAGAGAAGAUUCAGCACAUGUACCGCUGUGCCAGAGUUCAGGGUCUGGACACCAGCGAGGGUCUGCUGCUGUUCGGGAAGGAGCACUUCUACGUCAUCGACGGCUACACCAUGACCGUGUCCAGGGAGAUCCGGGACAUCGACACGCUGCCUCCGAAUUUGCAUGAGGCCAUCAUCCCCAGAGGAGCCCGACAAGGCCAGAGCCUGUUGAAGAGAACCUGCAGCAUCUUCGCCUACGAGGACAUCAAGGAGGUUCACAAGAGGCGCUACCUGCUGCAGCCGAUGGCCGUGGAAGUGUUUUCAGCGGACGGGAGGAACUACCUGUUAGCCUUCCAGAAAGGAGUCCGCAACAAGGUUUACCAAAGGUUCUUGGCUGUGGUGCCUUCACUGGCCGACAGCUCGGAGUCGGUUUCAGGUCAGAGGCCGAACACCAGCGUGGAACAGGGAUCGGGUCUGCUCAGCACACUGGUCGGAGAGAAGUCGGUGACUCAAAGAUGGGAGCGAGGAGAGAUCAGUAACUUCCAGUACCUGAUGCACCUGAACACGCUGGCAGGACGCUCCUACAACGACCUGAUGCAGUAUCCGGUCUUCCCCUGGAUCCUGGCCGACUACGACUCCGAGGAGCUGGACCUGAGCAACCCCAAGACGUUCCGUAACCUGGCCAAGCCGAUGGGCGCCCAGACGGAAGACAGACUGACCCAGUACAAGAAGAGGUACAAGGACUGGGAGGAUCCCACCGGUGAAACCCCGGCUUACCACUACGGCACGCACUACUCCUCAGCCAUGAUCGUGGCCUCGUACCUGGUCCGGAUGGAGCCUUUCACACAGAUUUUCCUCAGACUUCAGGGAGGCCAUUUUGAUCUGGCUGACAGGAUGUACCACAGCGUGCGUGAAGCCUGGAACUCCGCCUCCAAACACAACAUGGCUGACGUCAAGGAGCUCAUCCCCGAGUUCUUCUAUUUGCCAGAAUUCAUGCUCAACGCCAACAACUUUGACCUGGGCGCCAAACAGAACGGCAUCAAACUGGGAGACGUCAUCCUGCCGCCUUGGGCGAAGGGCGACCCCCGAGAGUUCAUCAGAGUCCACAGAGAGGCGCUGGAGUGCGACUACGUUUCGGCCCACCUCCACGAAUGGAUCGACCUGAUCUUCGGCUACAAGCAGCAGGGUCCUCCGGCUGUGGAGGCGGUCAACGUCUUCCACCACCUGUUCUACGAGGGUCAGGUGGACAUCUACAACAUCAACGACCCGCUCAAAGAGACGGCCACCAUCGGCUUCAUCAACAACUUUGGACAGAUCCCCAAACAGCUCUUUAAGAAGCCCCACCCUCCUAAACGGGUUCGCAGUAAAGCUAACGGCGACGUGGCAAGCGUUCCUCCGAGCUCCAACAGCGACAAGAUCUUCUUCCACCAUCUGGAUAACCUCAGACCUUCUCUAGCGCCUGUCAAAGAGCUGAAGGAGCCCGUGGGACAGAUCGUCUGCACUGACAAAGGCAUCCUUGCCGGGGAGCAAAACAAAGUCCUGGUUCCACCGACCUGGAGCAAGACCUUCGCCUGGGGCUACGCCGACCUCAGCUGCCGUCUGGCCAACUACGAGUCUGACAAGGCGCUGGUUGUGUAUGAGUGUCUGUCAGAGUGGGGUCAGGUCCUCUGUGCGAUAUGUCCCAACCCAAAGCUGGUCAUCACCGGAGGCACCAGCACGGCCAUCUGUGUGUGGGAGACAGGAACGUCCAAGGAGAGGGUCAAGUCCCUUGUGCUCAAACAGGCGUUACUGGGCCACACAGACGCUGUGACGUGUCUCACGGCGUCGGCGGCGUACCACAUUGUUGUCAGCGGCUCGCGGGAUCGAACCUGCAUCAUCUGGGACCUCAACAAGCUCUCCUUCGUCACGCAGCUCAGGGGCCACCGGGCGCCCGUCUCAGCUCUGUGUAUCAAUGAACUGACGGGCGACAUCGUGUCGUGUGCAGGAACCUACAUCCACGUGUGGAGCAUCAACGGCAGCCCCAUCGCCAGCGCCAACACCUUCACCGGACGCAGCCAGCAGAUCCUGUGCUGCUGCGUGUCGGAGAUGAACGAGUGGGACACACAGAACGUCAUCGUCACGGGACACUCGGACGGCGUCGUGAGGUUUUGGAGAAUGGAGUUCCUCCAAGUCCCAGAAACGCCUGCUCCGGUGCCGGUUGAGCCCGAUGUGCCCGACUGCUGCGGCGAGGAGAAGAUCGAAGGCGGCGUGAGUCACAACGGGGAAGACAUCAGCAGCGAGUCGGACGGAGACGAACCGAGUCUGAGCCAGGAGCCCAAAGCGCCACGCAACCCGUCCACAGGGGGGGGCAGUCAGCCGGGCAGCCAGCCGGGCAGCGCCGUCCACAGACCCAGAGGUCCCUCAGCCCGAGCGGGAGCGUCAUGGUCGAUGGACAGCGGCUCAGACGACUCCCACCGCUGGUCAGACUCCCUCAGCGUGGACGAGAAGGACGGCUUCGUGUUUGUCAACUAUUCUGAGGGUCAGACCAGAGGCCCUCACCCUCACCCUCACCCUCAUCCUCAUCCUCAUCCUCAUCCUCAUCCAGCGCAUCCAGGCCACAGCUCGGUGCCUCAGCCGCUCCACGCCUCUGUCUUGGAGGCACGGACGUUCAACCAGCUCAGGGCAGGCUACAGAUGGGAGCGCCAGCUGGUCUUCAGGAGCAAACUCACCAUGCACACAGCGUUCGAUCGUAAGGACAACGCUCACCCAGCAGAGAUCUCCUCCCUCGCCAUCUCCAAGGACCACAGUAAGAUCCUGGUGGGCGAUGGGCGCGGCCGGGUCUUCAGCUGGUCGGUCAGUGACCAGCCGGGCCGUUCGGCAGCUGAUCACUGGGUGAAGGACGAGGUGGUCGACAGCUGCUCCGGUUGCUCAGUUCGUUUCUCCCUCACUGAGCGACGCCACCACUGCAGGAACUGCGGGCAGCUCUUCUGCCAGAAGUGCAGUCGCUUCCAGUCAGAGAUCAAAAGGCUGAAGAUCUCGUCCCCGGUGCGAGUUUGUCAGAACUGUUAUUACAACCUGCAGCACGAGCGAAGUGUGGAGGACGGCUGCAGAAACUGAGCUCAACCCGCCGCCGACAAAAGAAAUCCUCCUCUCGGGGACCUGAGGAGGAUUUCCAUCCUUCAUCUGCCUCGUUGUUCCCUCGUCAGCCCUCAGACAACCUGCACCUCCCUCCCUCUGAAGCCCCCCCCUCUACCCUUUGGUGUGUUCAACCACAUGAACUGUAACACACCGACAGACGAGAACGGGAAGGAACGUCCGUCAAUUCAUCUUUGUGACGGUCAAACUCAUUGAAGGAGAACGGAGGGAAAAGGAGGUCGAACGUGAUGGAAAUGAAAUGAAAACUCAAUCCCCACUUUACCACCUGCUCUCCAAACGCCCUCGAGUGCGGCGCCUGAUUCAAUCACCCGCCAUCUUUGUGUUGAGAUCAAGAAACAUGGAAAACUCCUUCCUCUGUCACUGCAAGACAUAAGACACUUGUUGAUAUUGUAAAUAUUUAACAUGGCCUUUCUAACUGUAAGAGGAACAAACAGAACAAAAAAUAAGGUCAAUGAAAAAAGAGCAAAAACAAAAGAAAUUGCCUGUAACAUAGCGUUGUGACUAACCACUGCUGGCUUUAAAAAUACAAAAAAAGAAAAAGAACAAAAUCGAUGGUAUGUCGUCUGCGUCGCAGCGAGUUCAGCGACGUCACACGGGAGGGAAAUGAAUGUCAAUAAUUAAUGUCAGUGGGUUGAAUUUACUCGUGCGUCUAGUUAUUAUGCAACGUCACUUAUUUUCUUUUUUUUUUAUUUCCUGUUUGUUUUUGUUGUUUUUUACAAAAAUGUGAUUAAUUUUGUACGUGUGCGUUGCCCACAGCGCCGAGCGCUCGCCAUCACACAGAUUUAUUAUCAGAACGUCUUUUCCUUCUUUUGCCAAAUUGUUUAAAAGUAUAAAAUUAGGAUACUUUUUUUUUUAUCCUCAAAUCAUCUAUUCUGUCCGUUACAUGAGUUCCCAUUUGGAGAAUAUUUGUUGUUGCUGCUUCUUUUGAAAGACUGGACACGUAAUCACGUUUGUUUUUGUUUAUAUAUAUAUAUAUUUUAGAAAACAUAUCAGUUCAUUUGUGAAAGAAAUAUGAAUUAGGUGGAAAUAGAAGAUAGACCUUUAAUGUUGCUGCACAUUUGUUUUGCGUGUUUAGUUACUGUACAGUGUUGAAGCAGCGUUUUGAAUGCGCACACAGAAAAAGGGACUCGUAGUUUUUAUUUUUCUGCACAGACUCGUCGUUUGCUGGACUUCCCCCCCGAUCCUGUGGCAUUAUUACAGCGGCACUCCGUACACUUUAUCCUCAGUCCGUGUUAAACUGGAGGAGCAGCAGCCAAUCGUCUUUCAGUGUGAGAAGAAAGUAUGAAAACCUAAAUAAUCAUUCAUGAGAUUAAUUUAAAGACAGUGGGACAGAGCUGCUGUUUGACGCUUUAUGUUGCUGUUUUGAUACAAAUGCAGAAAUUAUUGAUUUUUACAUCUUGGCUAUUUAUUCUAGAGAAGGUUAAAAACUUUUAUUUGGCGGUGACCGUUUUAAAUUGAGAAAUCAGUGACUCAUUUCACUCUAAUUUCUGUUUCUGCUCCUUCAUGGACAUAAUUUACAAACCAGACGAGACCAUUUGGUUCCGAUGACCAGGAACCGUUAACCUCGGAGAGCGCAAACUUCCGCCAAGAAAGUGCAAAAACAAAACAAGGAUGAAAAAAAUGUAGAUUUUUAACAGUCGAACCUGAUGAAACAAGAACAAAAAGAAAUUGUUCUUUCUCCAAAAGUUUUUUUGUAUUUGCAUAUAUUCCUGUUACAGGUAAAUAUGAGUUUUUGAGGAAAGUUUGAAAUUAUCCUAAUGGGAAAAGUUUCAGUUAGAAAAACAAAAGAUCUAGUGUAAUUUGUGACGCUACCAAAAGGGGGCGCCACGCUCUACACAAAGAGUCCAGCAGGGAAGUAAAUGUCACUUUUUGGCACAAAUUGAAACUCGUACAAGACUGAGAUAUUAAUAUCGGAGGUGUUUUAAAUUUUUUCUGUUGAUAAACGUAACUUACAGACGCAUCACGUAAACAUGACGGUCGUCUGCGUACGAGUUUAGAAUUUGUCACCACACGAUACAGUUUUAGUUGCGGCUGCUGCCUCGACAGUUACACACAAUGAACCUGCGUUUGUUUUCAGUUUUUUCGCUCCGUAUACGUUUGUGUUCAUGUUGUUUUGUUCGUGGCUCUGUGGGAAACACGGGAGCAUUCAAGUGCUGCUUUCGUUUUCUUUCUAUUUCUUUGAGAGAACGUUUCGUUAUUUUUUGUUUCCACACUCGUCUUCAGUCUGCAACAUGUAAAAAAGCAAAAAGAACACACUUUAAUAUUCACCCCCACAGAUCCCUGACAUUAUACUAAUAAUACGCACUCUUGUUAUCGUCCACUGCGUUUACGUACUGUAACUUAGCGUGCAAUCAUGCCACCUAGCUGAAUCGGCCGAGUCGGCUUCUGUCAAUCAAGAGUUGCUUAGCACCUUCACGUGUACAAAAGAAAAGUCAUGAGUUUUUAUUCAAUACAGUUUUACGUUGUGGUUUUAACAGUGAAGUGCGUUUCACAAGCGAAUAAAUGAACUGAACAACGUAUUUAUGCAAAUAUAAAUGGAUUUAGAUUUUUUUUUUAUGAUUAUUGCGAUUUCAGCAAGUUUUGUUACUUGUUGCAUGUCUAUUAACACAGCUGACUUUCUGUGUCAGUGCAUUGUACAUGUUCUUGGCAUUAUAUUGUUUUGUUUUGUUCUUUUUCGGGUUUUUAAUUUGUAUAUUUUUUUGGAGGCACUGUCUGAUGAGUUACUCCCGAGUGACCGAGCAUCAGGUUUAUGUACAGAGCUGCAGAACGUCUCCUGACUCAGACUUUUUGUAUUCUUAACCGAAAAGAAUUCAUGACAAGUGGAGAGAAGAAGAAAGAGGAGGAGGAAUAAAUCUCGGAUUAUUUUGGUGGUCUUGUAUUAGACUGCGAUAUUACAGUAUCUGGUGUGCAAUCUGUGAUAGCUGAGUGUUCCUUGUAUAUUUGUGUUCACUACAUCCCACAAGAGAAAAACUAGUAGAGUAACGACCCAGCUCCCCGUUACAGAAACAAAAUGUUACAAUAAUGCAAUAGAUCUGGUACUUAUUCUUUUUAAUUUAAUUUCAAUAAAUAAUUGCUGUUUACCACCAAA